Oreochromis niloticus (Nile tilapia) is the source of this 5634-nucleotide messenger RNA. Its product is annotated as protein FAM222B. The transcript has 4 exons. The record is from RefSeq and is a predicted model, not a curated record. NCBI's taxonomy places the organism in Eukaryota, Metazoa, Chordata, Actinopteri, Cichliformes, Cichlidae. Bases 257 to 2290 code for a protein of 677 amino acids.
AAUGCAGAAAAGGGGUCCUGUCUGUUUGCGCAUGUCCGACAGAUGAUGCUGCUUUAGCAGACAGCAGCACGAAGAGCUGAUACGCUGAUUACAAUCCUUAUCAACGUUAUGUCGCCACAAAAUGAAGUUUCCUUACUCAAAGAUUCCUGAGGACAGGAGACUUCAUCUGAAACCUCUGGGGAAUUGUGCCAAAAUAAACGCACCUCUGUGUAUGGUGAGGAAAAGGUGUCCCGUGCUGCAUUAGUUGAAAAGUGACAUGCUGGCCCGCCUGCCAGCAUCAGUUAAGCCUACCAUCAGACUACUUUCCCGCACGCAGAUGAACACUGGACCUCCAAAAUGGGAAACUACACAGAAAAUGAGAUCUGCCAGCUAUCCAACCCCAGCAGAGUUGGAUGCCUAUGCUAAGAAAGUUGCCAACAACCCUUUGACCAUCCAGAUCUUCCCAAGCAGCGUCAAAGUACCUCAAAAGAAGCACAUUCGUCGCACAGUCAACGGGCUCGACACAUCCUUGUCCAACCAACGGCAGAGUCCCUACUCCUCUCAGGUCGGCAACAGUGGGGGCCUGCUGGCUGUCCUCCGUGCACCUGUCAAAAACUCAGAUUCUAGCCACGUCCGACAACUACAUAAUUCAGUCAUGAAUCCUCACAGUGGGCCCUACGCCACUGAAAGCACUUUAAACCAUCCUCAGCCUGCUCCUCACCUACAGGGUCCGUCUCAGUCUGCACUCCAGAAGCAGAACUUGGUUCACCCUCAAGCACUACAGCAACAGCACCGUUUGACUCAUCCAAUGGCUUUACAGCAGCCUCACCCACAAGCUUUACAGCAAAGGAAUAUGGCUCGUUCACAAGCUCUCCAGCAGCAACAGAGCUUGUCCCAAAUUCAGGCGCCACAGCAGCCGAGAUUGGCUCAUGCACAGGGUAUGCAGAGACAGCAGAGCCUCCCUCACAACCAGACUGUGCAGCAGCAGCCACAGCAGGGCCAGUCAUGUUCGUCAGUUGUACCACAGCAGCAUCUUUCUCAUCUGCAGUCACUAAAGCAUCAGCCGGCUCCUCCACAAGCUUUACUUUCACAGCAAGGAGUGACUCAGGAUCUGCGCCACAUAUCUGAUGGAUCUCAGCUUCCGAGCAUGCAGCACACCCAGGGGCUAGUUGGGUCGCAGGCCCUUCCCCAGGCUGUUGCUGCAGGCCCUCCUACCAUGCCUAAUUGCCCCCAGCAAGCCCGACUGGGACCUUAUGGGCCGCAGAAGCUCCCUGACCCAGAUGCCCCACCAAAUAUAACUGUAUCUACCUCCACCAUCCCACUGUCCAUGGCAGCCAGCUUGCAUCAGAACAGACCUGGUGACCUGAGCAUCAUUGUGCACCAAAUCAACCAACUGUGUCAGGCUCGGGCCGGUAUGGGCACCACCUCAGUCUGUGAGGGACAGAUUGCAAACCCCAGCCCCAUUAGCCGCAACCUGCUCAUCAAUGCCAGCUCAAGGGUGUCCUCUCACCACCCAGCUCUGGGCAACAUACCCAGCAGCCUCAUGGUGGGACCACCAGACAAAGCUGCAGCCCAAGCUCCCAGCGUUUCUCUCAAUUCACAGCAGAGUAUAGCUGCUGCGAAUAGUGUACCUGCUUUUCACACCAACCCCGAGAAGGUGGUGCAGCAGCAGCUUCAGCACCAUUUACAUCAGCAGAAACGACAGCAGCAGCAGCAUUUUCAGCAGCUCCAGCAGCUGCAGCAACAACGCUCCUGGGCUCAGCAUCAGUUAGCCCACAUGCAGCAGCCUCCUGAGGGGGCCAAUCCUUGCAAGAAUCCAAGGAUGGAACCUCCAGCUGAGUGUGCUUUCCCCUCCAGAAACCUCUCCUACAGUCACAAGCUACCAAACAGUGCACAGAGCUUUCCCCUAAAUCAUCCUGCAGAAAAACCGCAACCUUCAUCCCCUGUUAAAUGCCCAGCAAGUUCUAUGCCUUACAUUAAUGGCCACUACAUGAAGCCACCGUGGAGCAGCGUUCAAGCAACAGCAGGAAACAAUGGCCCUCAAGACCUCUCAAUGGCUUUCCAGGGAGGGCAGGCUGCUGCUUCCAGAGACAGAAUCCCAGGGGCAAAGUAUAGGCCAGGGAAGGAGGGUCCUAAUGACCAGUCAGAGCUGAUGCAGAAUGUGGAUUUCUUAGGUGGGGAUUUUCAGAUGCCCAGCUUUCAGGAGCAGAAUGUGGAUGCAAUGGGGAAUAUACACAGGUCCGCCAGGAGCCAAGUUCAGGAACCUGGCAGCAGCGGAGCAGUCCAUGCUCAUCGCCCAGGUUACUGUUAAAUGUGCGUUUAUGCCCAUGUGGCGUGUACUGAAUUUUUUGUUUUUGUUCUGGUCUACAGUUGCUUUCAGCUUCUGUAUUUUACUCUUUAAAACCUUCAAAGUGAGCAGUUAAAUUGCAUUGCUUCAGAGCUUGAUUUGAAGACCCACCAGGUGUGAUGUUUCAAAGUAUUCCUCAGGUCUUAAGCCAUGUCGUACUUGUUGGAGAUGAAGGGUUUUUGAGAUCGUUGUCGACUGUUUUAUCUGUGGCACAGAUGUGCUGCUGUUUGUUCAUAUAUCUAUGGUGUUCAGAGAUGUUAAUUUGCAGCUGAGACUAUGCUUGCCUUAUGAUUGUCACAGUGCUUUUCAUAGGUUGACAUGGAACAACUCAACUUUUAUUAGCAUGUGUGGCCUUAGAACUGCCCAGAGGCAAGAUAGAAUAGGAUGUCUUUGUGUAAUGUUUUUAUUUGCAAUUAUUUAUCUUCCUAACAGCUUUGAUCCAUUUGAAUGGGGGUUACUUGUAUAUGCAAUUAUUAGGACUGUUGACAGUGCUCAAUCCCAUAGCUGCAUUGUACAUUUGUAAAGGGGCCUGGGUGUGAGCCAGAGCUCCCCUAUCAGGAAUACUAACAUGGCUUCUGAACGAUAUUGUUGGUGGUCCAGGUGAUUUUUGACAUUGCUCUUGGUGGGAUGUUUUUUUGGUUGUUGUGUUGUGUGUUUUGUUUUUUUGUUUGUUUGUUUGUUUGUUUGUUUGUUGUUUUUUUUAAAUGAAGGGGGGGGGGAACCCUGCCAGUACUAGCAAAAUCGGUAACCUUCUCCAUUUCUGAUAUUCUUGUAGUGUGGGAGUUCCUUUUAAAUGUUUCUUUUGUUGUUGUUUUUGCAUUUCUGUACAUUGUCUUACUUGAAUCGUAGAAUUUGCUUUUAAAUGUCAUGCUUAACAUUUGGAAAAGGGGCAGAAACUCUCAUUAGCUCCCCACAUGUUAAUCUUUAGGCAAUGUGAAAUAGAAUGGAUCCCAUUACUUUAAACUGAGCGUGUCUGUAUGUGAAAGGUAAACUGAUCAUGUGCAUGCAUGCAAGUACGUCAGAUCAUGCUACCGGGGAAAAUGUCAUUUCCCUUGAGCACACGUUGUCACCAUUUUAUUACUGUAAUGCAAGUGAACUGAUGUGGCGUGGAUGUUUCCUUUUCUGUGGGGCUUGUGGUCAGUUGUUCAUCUACUAGUCACCGGCCUUACCACGUGUUGUAUUUUUGUGACCUACAAAGAAAGAACUAAGAAUAUGUAAUGCAGGUCAUGUUUUACUAGAUGUACCAUAGUUGAUGUUGUCUGGGCUUGUGUUGCUGUACUACCCUCAAGCCUUCUGGAAAAAGCCUUAAAUGACACACUAGUUAUAGUCUACUUUAACAGUUUCUUUGCCAGGAUCACAACUUGUGUAUGGCUGUGAGGAAGGUUGUUUGUUUUUUGCCCCUGAACUUUGGUUUCCCUGUUUAAAGCUAUUUGGGAGGUGUUAACAUGUACAGGCAGUAGGACUGGAUGAUAUUGCCUUAAGGUAAUAAUGCUACUCAUCCCAGAUUAUAAAGCCCUCAUCCUUCUGUCUGAAAUGUUGCCUAAGGAUUUAGGAUAGCGGAGAAAACAAAUGACUUAAUAGCAGAUUUAAUAGGUAUUUAGACCAGGGAUGUAGCAGUUAUUUUAAGGUAUUUGAACUGUUGUAACUAGUUGUUACAUGUAAUAUCCUCAUAGUUUAAUUUAUUGUUUGGACCACUGCAUCCUGAAGCCAUAGGUAUUUUCACAUUAGGUGCCAUAGGUGACAUACUGAUGCAGGCAAUAGGUUUGCAUCCAACCUUUAAUGUCUUUCACAACAGCAGUUCUUUUUUUCCUAACUGGAUUGUUCUCAGAACAUCGUACAGAUUAAAAGGGAGAAAGAAUUGCAAGAUGAUAAAUCUUCAAAGAGAGACAGUUCUCUUACAAGCUGUAGCUUUUCUGGAGUUCAGUCUUUGUACUUAAUGGCAGUUUUGUUUUGUUUUUUUAAUUUUACUUUUUAGUUUAGGUUUUUUGUUUUUCCUGGCUCUCAUUUUUGAUGUGCCUGCCCCCUGAAGCUGCUAUUAAAUUAAAUCUUGACACACACGUAUGAUCUGUGUGUGUGUGUGUGUGUGUGUGUGUGUGUGUGUUUCUGUGGUGAUGAUAUAUGGGCUGUAUCAGUGAAAUAAGUUCCUAUUUAUUUGAUGGGUGCAAGGUGAAAGUUGUCACCAGUCAAAUGCAGGUAUGUUUGGCUGUUUGUAUGUCUUGCGAGCCAAAUUUAAAGAAGAUUCUGUAUUAAUGAUUUAAAACUGACCAGUAUUCAAGGUGGCAGAGUGAAGUCUGACCCACUGUGGCCUAAAGACCUUCCAAACCUGUUUGGGUUUCUUUAACAUUAAGUUGACUGGGUGAAAACACUAAAGGAUUAGACAGACCCGCCCUGUUAAUGUUGAACUGCCUCGUUACAGCCCACCACAGUCAGGUUCUGCAGUUUCAUAUGAAGUGCCUCCACUGGGUGUAGUAUGGAGAAGUGUGUGUGUGUGUGUGUGUGUGUGUGUGUGUGUGAGAGAGGGAGUGAGACUGAGUGCUUGCUUGUAUGUUAAGCUUGGGUACUUGCACACAGGUGUGCGUGCUGACAGAGGUGCACAAAGUUGAUCUCUGAUGGGGGGACCAAGCUGCUUAGUAUAACUACUGAUACUGUGUCAUGGACUGAAGUCCUGGAGUGUGCCACGAUUCCCAAACACUGUCAGGAUGUGUGAACUGUUUGCUGCUGACUCACUGACCAAAGUGACCAGAAGUCCCUCUCUAACCACUCUGGCUGAAAGCCUUUUGAAAGCUUGUUAAUGAGCAGCAUCCUGGUGACCUAACAAAAAGCUGCUGGGGUUAAAUAAAGUCUUGUGAAGUAAAAGUAACGAUGUGAAAUGCGCAUUUAUUUAAAAAAUAAAAAAUAAAAAAAUAAAAAAAAAAAAAUAAUAAAAAUAUCUAGAGUGAGUAGUUCCUUUUUUGCAGAGUGCACCCCAAAUGUUCUGGUUUUAACCAGAAAUCUGGAAAUGCAUUAAAAUACAGAAAUAUUGUACAAGAACCGUGUCAAGAAUCACAUCUACUUAAGGAUGUUGUAGCUCAGCUUUUUAAGUUGAUAUAGAUGGCAAUAUUUACUGGGGCACAGACAUAACAACUCUCUCUAGAUUUUGACUGAUUUAUAUAAUUGUCUUUGGUUAUCAAAGACAUGUUGUGAACAGUGGUGGAGGGGGGCUUACUUUCUCUACUUUGAAAAUGUGAUAUUCCAGUUUUGCCUAACCUUCAGGAAAAAAUGUCUUGCACAAACAUUCCCCUAACCAAAAUAAAGUUUUCAAACACAAA